UGAGCAAAGACCCCGCUGCAUAGCAUUAUACCCGCAUAUGAUGUACUAAAGAAAGCAUGUGAGUGUGUCUAUGAGGCAGCAUCUACCGGAACGAGUCUUGAGUGUGUAUUUAUGAGGUAGAGGGAGCCUCUUUGUAUUAGUAUAUAUCUUUGUAUAAGGCUCCUGUUACUGUGAAGAUCACAUACAAUACACGUCACUGCCUUUGCCAGUACAAAAGAAUCAUUAUAAGAAUAUCUGAAAAGUUCAGUUACUUAAGACAAUGUCUGACAAAAACCGAACCUCAGACCUUCCUGAUGUACACGGAGGGCGUCUAGAGGAAAACCCGGGCACUGGGCUAUUAAAUGCGAAGGAAGAGGAUGAGACAGAUGACAUGAAUAGUCAUCAGACUGAAAUACAUUGCUCCCUCCCUGCCGAUGAAGAUAACGCUGAUAUAGUGAAAGUUGAGAUAACAGAAGAUCUGUGUGUGAGGCAUCAGCUGGAAGCACCAGAUGAUAAAACCAGUUGCAGUAUCAGCCCAGGCCGUAUGGAUGUGACGCCUUCAGAUGGCUCAGUAGUUGAGUACAGAGGAGAACCGUAUGUGUGUGAUCACGUGAAGACUGAGGAGGAUGAAGUUCCUAUCAAUACGGCUACAGGUGAUGUUAAGACUGAAGUCGCACUUAAUGCUGAACAAACAAAUGAUCUGUAUGUAAAGAGUCAGCAGGAAGCCGUGAAGCAGGAAAUCGGUGACAAUAUCAGUACAGGUGAAAAUGAUGCUAAGAUUUCAUGUAACAUGGAACAAACAGAAGAUCAGUGGCUAAGAAAUAUUCCAGAACCACCAGAGCAGGAAAUAUGUGACAAUAUAGGUAUAGGUAAAUUCACAAACUGCAAUAAUCCUAGUCAUGAUCAGAGUGCAGAUUGUGGGAAAUAUUUUCUUAAGAAAUCACAUCUUUUCAAACAUCUAAAAAUGUAUACAGGAGGAAAAGGAUUUUCAUGUUCUGGCUGUGGGAAAUGUUUUAAUAAGAAAUCAAAUCUUAUUACCCAUCAGAAAAUUCAUACAGGGGAGAAAGCAUUUUCAUGUGCUGACUGCGGAAAAUGUUUUACUGUGAAAUCAACUCUUCUUGUGCAUCAGAAAACUCAUACAGAAGAGAAAUGUUUUUCGUGUUCUGACUGUGGGAAAUGUUUUACUCAGAUAGCAAAUCUUAUUAUGCGUCAGAAAAUUCAUACAGUAGAAAAAGCAUUUUCAUGUUCUGACUGUGGAAAAUGUUUUAUUAGAAAAUCAAAUCUUAUUAGGCAUCAGAAAAUUCAUACAGGAGAGAAAGCAUUUUCAUGUUCGGACUGUGGAAAAUGUUUUAAUCUGAAACAAACUUAAUAAGCAUCAGAAAAUUCAUACAGGGGAGAAAGGAUUUUCAUGCUCUGACUGUGGGAAAUGUUUUACUCACAAAACAAAUCUUAUUAUGCAUCAGAAAAUUCAUACAGGAGAGAAAGCAUUUUCAUGUUCUGACUGUGGAAAAUGUUUUUUUAGAAAAUCAAAUCUUAUGCACCAGAAAAUUCAUACAGUAGAAAAAGCAUUUUCAUGUUCUGACUGUGGAAAAUGUUUUAUUAGAAAAUCAAAUCUUAUUAGGCAUCAGAAAAUUCAUACAGGAGAGAAAGCAUUUUCAUGUUUGGACUGUGGAAAAUGUUUUAAUCAGAAAGAAA
This is a messenger RNA of Bombina bombina (fire-bellied toad), 1674 nucleotides long. RefSeq names its product zinc finger protein 585B-like. The coding region runs from base 260 to 1348 and encodes 362 amino acids. The record is from RefSeq and is a predicted model, not a curated record. NCBI's taxonomy places the organism in Eukaryota, Metazoa, Chordata, Amphibia, Anura, Bombinatoridae. The transcript has 8 exons.